Anastrepha ludens (Mexican fruit fly) is the source of this 1596-nucleotide messenger RNA. Its product is annotated as odorant receptor 49a-like. The record is from RefSeq and is a predicted model, not a curated record. Gene Ontology annotation, molecular function: olfactory receptor activity; odorant binding. Gene Ontology annotation, cellular component: plasma membrane. The transcript has 4 exons. Gene Ontology annotation, biological process: sensory perception of smell; detection of chemical stimulus involved in sensory perception of smell. NCBI's taxonomy places the organism in Eukaryota, Metazoa, Arthropoda, Insecta, Diptera, Tephritidae. The coding region runs from base 41 to 1234 and encodes 397 amino acids.
UUGGAAUGCAAAAGAGCUACUUACUAUCAGUAUUUUAAUAAUGGGCAUUAAAGAGUUUGUGCAAGUUUUCUGGGGCCCUAAUACUUUAUACCAACUUGUCGGUUACGAUUUCCAACUAUUGCCCCGCCCUUAUUGGCGACAGGUACUAAUGAACGCGUUCCUGAUAUUCACUACCAUCAGCGGUAUAUGCACUCGCAUCUACAUGCUGAUGCAACUGCGCGAGCUGAUUAUAAGUGGCGACAUUCUGAAUACUUUUCGUUUGGGAGUGUACAUUUCAUAUGCCAUCGAUUCAAAUGUGAAGUUUUUGGUGUUUCUUCUGAAUGCACACAGUUUGCGUAAAAUUUACGAAUCUCUGGCUGCUGAGUAUCCGCAAACAUACAGCGACCGGAAGUUAUACAAAGUUAAUAAAUAUAGUUUUAGGCGUAUGCGUCUAAUGAUUUGCGCCUAUCUGUUGGUGUCUAAUUCUAUACUCCUCGGGCCGAUGCUGCAGUCAAUUUCCAUGUAUAUUAUUGAUCUUUUUCGUUAUGGCUACGCUAAUGCAACAUUUCCAUAUCUGCAUCCAACUCCAAUGCCUUACAAUUUCGACUACUGUACUCCGCGUUAUUACAUUCCGAUAUAUCUUUCGGAGUAUUUAAACGGCCAUUUCUGCACUACAACCAAUUUAGGUACGGAUUUAUAUGUAAGCACUUUUGCGGGACAAUUUUGUAUGCAACUGGAAUAUUUGGGUUACUCACUGGAAACUUACGAACCAAGUGUGGAGAACUCAAAAGCAGAUUGUGAGUUUCUAAUGAAGUGGAUUAGAAAACAUCAGCUAAUGCUGAGUCUCUGUGCUGAUCUAAAUGAAGUCUUUGGCACAACUCUGCUGUUCAAACUAGUAUCAAAUUGUACUGUCUUUUGCAUAAUUGUCGUUCAGCUCAAGCUAGAAGGGUUUGGUUGGGGUUUCCUAAAUUUCCUAAGCUUCUUUUUCGUUACUGUUGCACAAUUCUUUAUGGUAUGCCAAUACGGACAAAAACUGAUUACCAUCAGCGAAAAUCUGGCCCUAAGCGUUUACAAAAACCGCUGGUAUAAUGGCUCGAAAGAGUACAAAAAAUUGCUUUUUACUAUAUUUACGCGUGCGCAAAAACCCGCCAAGCUGACCGCGAGGGGAUUUCAACCUAUAUCGCUAGUGACCUUUCAAAUUGUGAUGACUAUGACCUACCGCGUAUUCGCUGUGUUGCAGCGGGCUUUAGAUUAAUCUUCUGCGAACGAUUACAAUGAGUGUAAGACGUAGAUGUAACAUUUAACAUUUAACUUAGCGAAAUGAAUUUACUUUUUAGUGCAAAACCAUCUAAGCUGAAAGCCGAACACAAAACGCUACCUUUCUAGUACGCAUAUUUGCUUACAUACACAUACGCACUAAAUCAGAUGCGGUACAAUGAAAACCUACAAAAAUUUAGCAGCACAGAGCGCACUCUAAAGAAACUUACUUUACUAUGAGGGAAAUGUGAGUGUUUUAAAAGCAAAUGCCGCUUUGGACAGUUUAUAUUUUCCAAAGUACUGCUUUUUGUUUUAAUACGCUUGAGUGUUGCUUGCUUCGUUCCAGAUGCAGUCGUAUGC